AGUGAGAAGACCGUCCCUUACAUUGGUGGUCAGUGGGAAGAAUGUUCCUUACAUUUGUGUUUAGUGGGAAGAUUGUUCCUUAGAUUGGUGUUCAGUAGGAAGAAUACUCAUUACAUUGGAGGUCAGUGGGAAGAAUGCUUCUUACAUUGGUGUUCAGUGGGAAGAUUGUUCCUUAGAUUUGUGGUCAGUGGGAUAAUGCCCAUUACAUUGGUUGUCAGUGGGCAGAAUGCACAUUACAUUGGUUGUCAAUGAAUUAAUGCCUCUUACAUUGGUGGCCAAUGAGAAGAAUGCCCCUUCAUUGGUGGUCAGUGGGAAGAAUGCCCCUUACAUUGGUGUUCAGUAGGAAGAAUACUCAUUACAUUGGUGGUCAUUGGGAAGAAUGCCCCUUACAUUGGUGUUCAGUAGGAAGAAUACUCAUUACAUUGGUGGUCAGUGGGAAGAAUGCUUCUUACAUUGGUGGCCAAUGGGAAGAAUGCCCCUUCAUUGGUGGUCAGUGGGAA
This is a messenger RNA of Staurois parvus, 500 nucleotides long. The record is from the annotation of a GenBank genome assembly. NCBI's taxonomy places the organism in Eukaryota, Metazoa, Chordata, Amphibia, Anura, Ranidae.